This is a messenger RNA of Bombina bombina (fire-bellied toad), 6847 nucleotides long. RefSeq names its product RNA binding motif protein 45 (gene RBM45). Gene Ontology annotation, cellular component: cytosol; ribonucleoprotein complex. NCBI's taxonomy places the organism in Eukaryota, Metazoa, Chordata, Amphibia, Anura, Bombinatoridae. The record is from RefSeq and is a predicted model, not a curated record. Gene Ontology annotation, molecular function: mRNA binding. Bases 121 to 1560 code for a protein of 479 amino acids. The transcript has 10 exons.
AAAAAAAAUCUACCGGAACAAGUCGUGUGUCUAGCAGUUUACAGUGCCGUUGUUAUUGGAGGAGAGCUGGCUUGAUUUGCUUUGUGUGUUAGUACGCGUAUUAUAGUAUUGUCAGGCGCUAUGGAAGAGAACAGCGGGUUCCGGCCCUCAGUGGGUAAUCUGGACGAUCCUCCAAACAGCCGAAUAUUUCUGGUAGUCAGUAAAUUGGUUACGGAGGAUGUGAUACGGGAGAGAUUCUCUGAUUUCGGUGACAUCCAAGACAUCUGGGUUGUUAAAGAUAAACAGACUAAAGAAUCAAAGGGUAUCGCUUUCGUUAAGUAUGCCAAGUCCUCACAAGCCUGUCGGGCUAUGGAGGAGAUGCAUGGCCGGUGCCUGAGCGAGAGCAGCAAGCCUAUAAAGGUGUUCAUUGCACAGUCACGAGGCUCUUCAAAUCACAGGGAUGUGGAAGAUGAAGAACUUACCAGAAUAUUUGUAAUGAUCCCAAAAUCUUAUUCAGAGGAUGAUCUGAAAGAAACAUUCAAGCAAUAUGGACAUAUCGAGUAUUGUUCGAUUAUUAAAAACAAGAGCACUGGUGAAAGUAAAGGUUUGGGAUACGUGCGAUACCUGAAGCCAUCUCAAGCUGCCAUUGCAAUUGAAAACUGUGAUCGAAGUUUUAAGGCAAUCCUGGCUGAACCCAAAAAUAAAGGGGGGUCUGCUGAGCCUGAUUAUCACAGCACUGCAAGGCUGCAGACGCAAGCAGCAGAACCUAUGCUGCAUGACCCUACAACAGCUGCAAUGUAUUCUUAUGAGCAAUAUGAUUAUUCAGCAUAUGACAAGAGUGGAGAGCCCAGGACCCAGGAGACAGUAUCCAAGCGUCUGACAGUUGUCUCUCGAGUUCCUCUAAUCCAGGAGCAGAUGUACAGCUUGUUUGAUAUCGUUCCCGGGCUUGAGUACUGUGAAGUUCAGCGAGAUUUGUACUCCAACUAUGCACAUUGCAUUGUUCAGUAUCAGAACAUCGCAUCAGCCAUUUAUGCUAAGUACAAACUGCAUGGAUUUGAAUACCCACCAGGGAAUCGUCUUGGUGUCUCUUUCUUAAAUGAUGGUGGAGAUGGCACGGAACUUCUAAGAAAAAUGGCAUCUCAGAUGGUAGCUGUUCAAGUAAACACAAUGGUAUGGGGUUCCCAAGUAGCCCAGCAAUAUCCUGCAACAUCUGCCUAUGAUCGAGGAUAUGCAUCCCCUAUUGCCCCAGUUACACCACAGCUGCAGACAGAUGCCAACCUCCCACCAUGCAAGAAGAAAGCACCCAGUGAUUCCCAAUCAAAAGAGAGGCUUUUCAUUGUGUUUAAUCCUCACCCAAUGACUAUGGACUUAAUGGAGGAUGUGUUUUGUCGGUUUGGAAAUCUGAUAGAAGUUUAUAUCGUUCCUGGGAAAAACGUUGGGUAUGCCAAAUAUGCUGAUGUAUCCAGUGCAAAUGAAGCGAUUGCCACAUUACAUGGAAAGAUUGUGAAUGGCAUUAAACUUAAAGUGAUGCAGGCAGAGUCUCCAAGAGAUGAGUCCAACAAGAGGCAGCGAACAUACUGAGUUUAAUCUUUGGGCGUUGAUCAGUUAUGAAGAAAAUGAGGUCUUGACCUUCUGAAAAAAUCAGUCUGUGGACCCAAAAUGUGUGGUUUUGUGGAGACACUAAGUGACUUGGACUCUUAUUUGAUCACCAAUGGAAAAAAAACAGCUGUCACUAAAGGGAUUGUGGAUGAGGCCUUUUGAAUUGAUUUAAGACUGUAAAAUAACAAAUCAUGAUAAAUGUAAGGUUUUACAUUUUGGAAGCAAAGCGAAGCAUGUUAACUAUUACUUAAAUGGGCAACACAUAGGUGGAAAAGGUAUUUUGGGGGUUUUGGCAGCGGCUUAUACAUAUAACAUGUAUAAAAGGGGCAAAAAUGCAAGAGGGAAAAAAAGUAAUUCUGCACCAUGUAUAAAUCCCAGGUAAAACUUCAUCAGGAGUAUGCAAUACAAUUUUGAGGACCGAUUUACUAAAAAGGACAAUGCAAAAUUAGAAAGGGUUCAGAGUUAAAAAAAAAAAAAAAAAAAAAAAAAAAAAAAAUGGUGGCAAGAUUAGAUCAUUUGAGUCUGUUAUAAAAGAGUAGCGUGAGGUGAGAAGAUAACUUUAAAUAAUAUUCAUGGUCCUUAGAGAGAUUUAACAGGAUCACUGUUUAUUCCAAGAAUAUUUUUUUUUUGUCAUAAGUGGUCACACAAUUAUGGCUAGAAGAAGGAAAUUUAAAGGGACAGUCAAGUCCAAAAAAAAAACUUUCAGGAUUCAAAUAGGGCAUGCAAUUUUAAACAACUUUCCAUUUCACUUUUAUCAACAAUUUUGCUUUAUUCUCUUGGUAUUCUUAUUUGAAAGCUAAACCUAGGAGGUUCAUAUACUAAUUUCUUAAACCUUGAAUGCCCCUCUAAUCUAAAUGCAUUUUGAAAGUUUUUCACUACUAGAGGGUGUUAGCUCGUGUUUCAUAUAGAAAACAUUGAGCUCAUACACAAGAAUUUACUGAGGAGUGAGCACUGAAUGGCUAAAAUGCAAGUCUGUCAAAAGAACUGAAAUAAGGGGAUAGUUUGCAGAGGCUUAGAUACAAGGUAAUCACAGAGGUAAAACGUGUAUUAUAACUGUGUUGGUUAUGCAAAACUGGGGAAUGGGUAAUUAAGGGAUUAUCUAUCUUUUAGAACAAAAAUAAUUUCUGGUGUUGAUUGUCCCUUUAAAGAUAUUACUUUAAAUUGGCUUGGCAGUUUUGUUUUUUAUUACUUUUGCUUUUAUUAAAAAGAUAUAAGCAUAACAGUAGAAAAAGGUUUAAUUUUAUUUGAAAUGCACCCCCCCCCCCAAAAAAAAACCCAAAACAUAUUUGGCAAACUUUGUCCUUGAGCUCUGUAUUUUACUGUGUUUGCUUUAAACCCAUACUGAAAUGUAUGGGGGGGGGGGGGGGGGGGUACAAUUUUAAAAAGCUUUUGCUAAAAGACAGUGGUACUGGUGUGCAUUGUGUCCAAACCAUACAUAUCCUUUUAAAAAAAAAAAAUCUGCACUGUUGCCCUGUUAGUGAUAUUUGGUACUGCAGCUAAUUCUGUUUUAGACUGAAAAGCAUAAACAAACUUUCAUUUCAAACUCAAAGAGCACCACUUAGGAACAGACUGUGUGUCUACAACUAGGUAAUUUAGUGCUUCUGCAGUACUUUUUGUUAUUCUUAACUCAACUUGUUUUAUGGAUUGAAUAGAUCAUAUUUGCUGCAGUUUAAUUAUGAAAGACUGGGCAGCUAUUCACCUUCACACUUAUUGAUUACUGUAUAUGCAAAAAAAGUAGUUUUCUGCAUCUCAAAUAUUUGAAUUGUUGGUUAUACAGAUUUAAAUGUAUUUUGACAAUUGUGGGGAGGGGUUUGACUGAUCUUAACACUUUUUUUCAACACUUGAUUGUGAGCAUCACAAUUGUGAGUACAAUAACCUUAAUAGAACACAUAUAUUAAAUUAGAAAUAUCAGGUCCUUCUGUAAUUCUGCCUGAUUACCAUAAUAAACAGUUUGAGUUUGGGUCUCCUGCUCUGGAAAAGAACAAGUAGCGAUCUUUAUUGUAGCUGGAUGAAACUGCAAAUACCUCUGCAUACUAUGAUGUGUUGUGGAUAUACUACACUUCAUAAAUGUGUACAGAGUAAAAAAAAAUUUUUAAGACUGGAGCAUACAGUAUAUUUGUUGUAAGUAGUUAAGUAUUGCCCUAACCUUUGAAGAAAAUUGUUUAUAAGCGUACAGUGUUUCAAGAAAGAAUCUGGAAAUUCAAACGAACUAUGAGGGUAAGUGGUUUGAGGAAUAAGAAAGUAACUGUUUGAAACAUUGCUUUUGGAAUUAAAGUCUAGAGCAUGGGUCAGCACCUCGGCACCCCAGGUGUUUUGGAACUACAUUUCCCAUGAUAUUCAGCUAGCCUUAAAAAGUGUCCAAGCAUCAUGGGAAAUUUAAGUUCCAAAACAUCUGUGGGGCCAAGGUUGCUGACCCCUGGUCUAGAGGGUUUAUCUAUGAUAACAUUAAAGCAUAGUCAGCCUAAAGAGAAUGUCUGUGUGUGAACCAAUUGUGUAUAAGAUCAUAAACUAAAAUAUUUGCCAUUUCAUACUCAUGAAUGUGUAGUACAUACAGCAGAACAAUGUUUAAGUGACAUUUACAUUAAUGGGACAGUCCACUUGAACAUGUUUAAAAAGAUAAUCCCUUUUAUUACCCAUUCCCCAGUUUUUCAUAACCAGCACUGUCAUGUUAAUGCAAUUUUACCUCUCUGAUUACCUUGUAUCUAAGCCCCCUUUUCUCAGGUCUUUUGACAGACUUGCAUUUUAGCCAAUCAGUGCUGAUUCAUAAAUAACUCCACAGUAGUGAGCAUAAUGUUAUCUAUAUGACACAUGAUCUAACGCUGUUUAGAAAGGCUUAGAAAUAAGCAUAUGAGCCUACCUAGGUUUAACUUUCAACAGAGAAUACUAAGAGAAAAAAAAGCAAAUUUGAUGAUGAAAGUAAAUUGUAAAGUUGCUUAAAUUUGCGUACCCUAUCUGAAUCAUGAAGGUGUCAUUUUGAGUAGACUGUCCAUUUAAAGGGACUUAAACCCUAAAUUUUCUUUCAUGACUCAGAGAAUACAAUUUUAAAAAAACUUCUAUUAUCUAAGUUGCUUCAUUAUCUUGGUAUCAUUUGUUGAAGAAGCAGCAGUGCACUACUGGGAGUUAGCUUAGCAUAUCAGUGAGCUAAUAAGGCGUUUGUGUGCAGCCACCAAUAAGCAGCUCCUGAGUCUACCGAGGGUAUCCUUUUCAGCAAUGGAUAACAAUACAAACUAGAUAAUAUUCGUAAAUUAGAAAGUUGUUUAAAAUUGCAUGCUCUAUCUAAAUCAUGAAAGAAAAAAAGUGUUUCAUGUCCCUUUAACAUGUUAUAGAACUUCUUAUUUGUUCCUUCCUCUUCCAAACUACAGCCCUGCACCUAUGUGCUUUUUGCCAUCUGCCGCCUUCUUCCCAAAACAUAAUCUGUCUGUAUGAUCCUAUUUAUCAUUACUGCCUCCCAUGAAUCAUUCAAAGUAAAUUAUGUUCCUGCCCUCCGCAAUAGUUUUGUUAAUAAAAUGAUCAACUAUGAAGCUCACCAAUUUUGCACUCAUACUCAAUGUAGGUAUAAAUCUAAAGAAAUUAAGGUCAGGGGUCAAGUCCUUUAGGAAACCAUUGGAAUGGAGAUCCCCCUGGACAGAGAACAGAAAUGCUUCAGUAAAUACUGCUGCUGCUGGUGGUAGGAGUUGGAGCACAGUCUUGUUAGGGAGAUCCUUUAGUAAUGAGCAGCAACACUUCCUACAAUACACUAAGUGCAAGCCUGUCAGCAGUCCUGCUGUGUUAUCACCCCGCACUGUGUGAAACACACGGUGCUUACGUUUUUGUGGGGCUUGCUUAGUUUAUUUAGCUCUCCACAGCAGAAAUAGGACUAUUGCACUUUCCCACCUGGGUGCUAAGAUUUUUUUUUUUGAACAAUUUUCUUUUAACAUUUUAUUUUAACAUUUUAUUUUAUUCAGACCCCCAAGACUUACACUGUUGGUUAGGCGAUUACCUUUCCAAUGGUGGGUCUUGGGGGUCUGUAGCUGCUUAGAUGCCUGAGAUACAGGCUUCUAAGCAGCAUGCCCCCUGCUCCUAUACUUAACAUUAAGUAUAAAUAAAGUUGUGCAGUGACGUCAUCACGCAGGCAUGAUCGCCGGGGUGGGAGCCCCCAGAUCUCCCUCAAGGUGGGAGAGUGCUAGCGACUCUGAGCUGUCAUUAGCACUAGAGUGGGGAAUUCUGCGACGACUCAGAGCCGUUGUUAGCACUCAAGGGGUUAAAGGGACAGUUAAGUAAAAAAAAAAAAAAACCUUUUAUGAUUUAAAUAGGGCUAAACCUAGGAGGUUCAUUUGCUAAUUUCUUAGACCUUGAAGGCUGCCUCUAAUUUUAAAGCAUUUUGACAGUUUUUCACCACUAGAGGGCGUUAGUUCAUGUGUUUCACAUAGAUAACAUUGAGCUCAGGCACGUGAAGCUCCUAGGAGUCGGCACUGAUUGGCUAAAAAUGCAAGUCUGUCAAAAGAACUGAAAUAAGGGGGCAGUUUGUAGAGGCUUAGAUACAAGACAAUCACAGAGGUAAAACGUAUAUUAUUAUAACUGUGUUGGUUAUGCAAAAUUGGGGAAUGGGUAAUAAAGGGAUUAUCUACAUUUUUAAACAAAUUCUGGUGUUUACUGUCCUUUUAAGUGAGUGAGACUCUGUGAUAGAGGAGGAGCCUGGAGAUCCUGUCCUGUCAGACACAGUGGUCUCUGCCCGCCCUGGAAAGGAAGGAAGGAUGGAUGGUGUGAGGAACUGAAGCUAUGCACCAAAGUAUGGACACCCUGGAUCGUGACAUUAAACAAUAGCCGUUCAUGUCUGUCUAGUUAAUUUAAAGUGGUUUUAAAAAAGUUCUGUGUUUCACCAAAAUAAAAAAUGUGCUCAUCAAGAAGGGAAGAGUAAUGUCCUUUCCGCAUUCUCUGAUUGGGAUUCCUUUUAGUUAUUCCAGAGAUAGCUGGGAUGAGGUUUACAAGGAAAAUACGUGUACACACAAAGGAAAAUCGUCCUUGCAAUUAUAGGUGUUUGUGAACUAUCUUGUAGUAGGAUAAGCCCACUUACUUUAUACACUAAUAGUAUGUGCAGUCUGUUUAUGUUGUCUGUAUGUCUAUCAAUUUAUGGUCAGCAGGCCAGAUUCAUGCAUUUGCUGCAGAUUCAACCUUACCAGUUUCAUCCCAAAGUGCAAGGUGACCCUCAUGCUUCCUCUGCCAGUGUUACUUGCUUCACAUUUACUUGGUAUACAUGUUAAUGGUAAAAUAAAAUGACACUGACUUUAAA